GGUGAGGGUUCUGCAUCCGGUCCACAGACUCGUCCGACUUCCUCGCAGGUGGUCUCUAGCCACAUCCUCUUGAUGCUGCCCAGUGUCCUCCGCUGUGCUCGCUCUGCCUCCACCAGUCUCGCCUUACACCGGCCUCUGGCCCACUUCAGACCACACAUGGCCCCGGACCCGAGCCGGCCCGUUGAGAGCUCCAUCAGAACCAAACUAACCGACGCACUACAGCCGGACCACCUAGAAGUCCACAAUGAGAGCCACAUGCACGCCGUGCCCCCCGGCUCGGAAUCCCACUUCCGUGUGCUGGUUGUCAGCUCCCAGUUCGAGGGUCUGCCGCUGAUAAAGCGCCACCGUCUGGUCAAUGAGGCCCUGAAGGAGGAGUUGAGUAACUGUGUUCAUGCACUGGCCAUACAGACAAAGACCCCUGAGCAGUGGGGAAGUAACCCCAACCUGGCAAAGAGUCCGCCCUGCCUGGGAGGAUCCAGGGGGGAUCACACGGUGGAGGAGAAGUUGAAGGCUGGAAGAGACUGAUGUGUUGGACAGUGAAGCAGCGCUUUGCUGAAUGUGAAGAAUGCAGUAAGAGGGGGACAUAGAUUAGCAUUCACCCCUCUUGUCUUAAUGGUAGUCACAUGUUUCAUUGCUAAAUAAAUUGUGUGAACACUUAUUGUAAA
Pleuronectes platessa (European plaice) is the source of this 665-nucleotide messenger RNA. It is a transcript of the gene bola1, whose product is annotated as bolA family member 1. The transcript has 2 exons. NCBI's taxonomy places the organism in Eukaryota, Metazoa, Chordata, Actinopteri, Pleuronectiformes, Pleuronectidae. Gene Ontology annotation, cellular component: mitochondrion. The coding region runs from base 73 to 525 and encodes 150 amino acids. The record is from RefSeq and is a predicted model, not a curated record.